This is a messenger RNA of Penicillium nucicola, 1722 nucleotides long. RefSeq names its product putative MFS drug efflux pump. Gene Ontology annotation, biological process: transmembrane transport. The transcript is spliced from 8 exons. Bases 1 to 1722 code for a protein of 573 amino acids. Lineage: Eukaryota; Fungi; Ascomycota; Eurotiomycetes; Eurotiales; Aspergillaceae. The record is from RefSeq and is a predicted model, not a curated record. Gene Ontology annotation, molecular function: transmembrane transporter activity.
AUGGCAACCCAGCUGGAUGAGAAGGGUGUGGUGCGACACCAAGAGAAUAGCGACUCUGAACAGCCCCCCAGUCACCAGGAAAUGGCUGGCUCAGGGUCUGAGGAAGGAUUGCAUGAGUCGAUGGAUGUACCGAUGACCUUUCGUCGGUUCAUGGGAUUCGUGGCCAUGGCUUUCUUGUGGACUGGAAGUCAGAUCCCAGUGUAUUUGUUUGGUGGCAUUCCCCCUUAUAUCUACGGAGACAUUGGCGGAUCUGAUCGAUGGGUGUGGUUUGUCCUUGCCAACUUACUCGGUCUCGCUGGUGUAUGUCCCUUUGUGGGCUCCCUCUCGGAUCUGAUCGGACGACGACCUGUCGCAAUUAUCGGCGCCUCGCUGAUCAUUAUUGGCAUGAUUGUCUGCAGCACAGUAAAUACAAUGAACUAUUUCAUUGCGGGAAUGGCUAUUGCCGGUGCUGGGGCUGGAGUGAACGAACUGACUGCCCUUGCUGCUACUUCCGAGAUGGCCCCGACUCGUCAGAGAGGUGCCUACGUGGCCGCUCUGAUCUUCACCAUUGUGCCAUUCUGUCCUUCAGUCUUGUGGGCUCAGCUUAUCGCAUAUUACAGCCAUUGGCGCUAUGUCGGGGCGUUCUGUGGUGCGUGGAAUGCCUUUGGUCUGUUGGUGACCAUCUUCUUCUACUUCCCUCCGCCUCGAGUCAACUCCGCUGGAAUGAGUCGAAAGGAAAUUAUUGGUCGCAUUGACUUCGUUGGUGGAUUCCUCAGUAUCACUGGUCUGAUCAUCUUCCUGGCCGGCUUGCAAUGGGGUGGAUAUAUGUACCCCUGGAGCUCUGCCCAUGUGCUGGCCCCUUUGAUCAUCGGGUUCUUACUGCUUGUCGCAUUUGGUUUCUGGGAGAUCUAUGGAGCCAAAUAUCCCAUCUUCCCAUCUCGUCUGAAGCAGGAGCCCCGAACGCUGGGGUUGACUCUUGUCAUUACUUUUAUUUCCGGCGCAAACUUCUUCUCCGUGCUCAUGUUCUGGCCCACCGAGUCAUUCAACGUCUACGGUCAUGAUCCUGUGAUGGUUGGAGUUCGCAGUAUUCCAAUUGGUUUCGGCAUCAUGGCUGGAGCGUGUAUUGUGCUCGCUUUGCUGAGUGUCUUCCGGGGACACAAUAAAGAGCUGUUGAUUGUCAGUAGUAUUUUGAUGACUGCAGGAUGCGGUGCUAUGUCGAUUGGUCGAGUUGAUAACAUGUAUCAGCUUUGGGGAAUCCUGGUUCUUGCGGGCCUUGGAAUUGGUGGCAUUGUGGUGCCAGCCUCAAUCAUCACAACCAUCAUUUGCCCCGAUGAUCUUAUUGCCACCAUCUCCGCACUCACCCUCUCUAUCCGCGUGGUAGGCGGUGGCAUCGGCUACACCAUCUACUACAACGUCUUCAUCUCCAAGUUCGUUCCUAAGGCCACAUACUAUAUUGGUGGAGUCAUGAUGAAGGAACUCAACAUUACUGACGUCAAGCUGAUCGGUGAAGUAAUCGAACUGACCGGUGCCUCCUUGUUGGACGAGAUCCGCAAUGUCCCUGGCAUUGCUGGCAAUGAGACUGCCUACCAGAUGGUUGUGGGGGCUGGUCAGCUCGCUUUCUCUGAAGGAUAUAAAUGGGUGUACUAUGUGAGCAUUGCGUUUGGUGGUGUCUCAAUCAUCGCUGCUUGCUUCUUGGGUGAUAUCAAGAAGUACAUGACUGACCAUGUUGCUGUCGUGAUGUGA